AUGGCGGCUAAAGUUGGACGUCGUACUCUUCGACAACGCCGUCGAACUGUUGAGGCUACAUACGAGGAACCAGAGGAGAAAGCUCCUUCAUCUGAUCAAGCGGCUCCAAAAAAGGACAUCGUCUGUUUGGAUGAAACACGAGUUCGUUUGACGUUGAACGUGCCACCUGCUACUGAUUAUAUUCAUGCUAAUUGGAUCAAAUUCGAAGGUCACGAUAAGGAGUACAUAGCUACUCAGGCCCCUCUCGACAAUACAAUCGAAGAUUUCUGGCGUAUGGUCUUUCAAGUAGGCUCUCCACACAUAGUGAACCUCACAAAGAUUCGUAAUCUAUACAGUGGAGGUUCUGCCGGAAGGUUGUUCAAAUUCAAAUAUAGUGAAGGUAUUAAUGGUUUUCGUAACCAGUAUAGCUUUUCGGAUCAGAUCCGCAUAAACGCAUGGGGAUUGAACAAAGCCGUUGACAAAAUUUGGUAG
Messenger RNA from Haemonchus placei, 471 nucleotides. NCBI's taxonomy places the organism in Eukaryota, Metazoa, Nematoda, Chromadorea, Rhabditida, Trichostrongylidae. The record is from the annotation of a GenBank genome assembly.